Hevea brasiliensis (rubber tree) is the source of this 4882-nucleotide messenger RNA. Its product is annotated as sister chromatid cohesion 1 protein 4. Gene Ontology annotation, molecular function: chromatin binding; protein binding. The coding region runs from base 865 to 4590 and encodes 1241 amino acids. The transcript is spliced from 15 exons. Gene Ontology annotation, biological process: replication-born double-strand break repair via sister chromatid exchange; synaptonemal complex assembly; mitotic sister chromatid cohesion. Gene Ontology annotation, cellular component: synaptonemal complex; cohesin complex. Lineage: Eukaryota; Viridiplantae; Streptophyta; Magnoliopsida; Malpighiales; Euphorbiaceae. The record is from RefSeq and is a predicted model, not a curated record.
AUUUGUUUUAAUCAUAUUGCCUCUCUUUCCUUAAUUUUUUUUUUUUUUUUGGUUUUUAGAUUCCCUCACACUCUGUCCGAUCCCUGACUCCAAAAUCAAAUUCUACGCUUCACUUCAAAUUCCCCUUCCUUCCUUCCUUCCUUCCUUCCCUCCUCCUGCUGCUGCUUCUUCUUCUUCUUUCCUCUAUGUUUCGUUCCGGCGACGUCGUUCUUCAGCAGAAACUAGGGUUCCAGGUUUUCACUUCUCCGUCCCCAAAUUGCUCAUGCUCUCCGCUACUUUUUCCUCCUCCUGAUUGCUCACGUCGUUGGAUUCCGUAUAAAUGAAGCACCUUUCUCUUGUUUUCGAGUAUCUGCUGUGGAAGCUGACCAAAUAUUAGGUUCUUCGUUUCUUUGCUACUAAUCUUGGCCUUUUUUCAUCUCUCUCAAGUCUAUUUCGGUUUGCAAAUCGAAUUUUUCGCGUCUUGGUAGAGAAUUUUAGAUUGUAUUGAGAUUAGGGUUUGGAUUCUGAAUUACGUCAAGUUGCUGAAUUUCCAGUUUUUUCUUUUCAUUUCUAUUUGAUGUUUACCCUUCGAGUUUAGGGUUUCAUCCGGAGAAUAUGGAGGAAGUUGUUGUAUUGAAAUUAGGGUUUCCGUUUGUAAAUUAAGCAACUUUGUUGGAGUUCAAGUGCUAUGCCUUGGUAUUUCAAGUUCUGGGUUGUGAAAUAAGAUUGUUUGGAAGAUAAUUACUGCUGCUGCUGUUGUUGUAAAAUUGGGGGUGUUGUUAACUUUUGAUUUAUGGGUGGAUUUUAGUCGUUAGCGCAAGUUUUAGCAAACUCUGGAGAUAGUCUGUUGUACAAAAACUGAGAUUUUUAUUUUCUGCAUGAGAGAUGUUUUAUUCACAGUUUAUAUUGGCCAAGAAAGGGCCCUUAGGGACGAUAUGGAUAGCAGCUCAUUUAGAGAGAAAGCUUCGAAAGAACCAGGUCGCUGACACUGAUAUUGGUGUCUCUGUGGAUUCCAUUCUUUUUCCUGAAGUACCAAUUGCACUUAGGUUGUCCAGUCAUCUUCUGCUUGGUGUGGUGAGGAUAUAUUCUAGAAAGGUGAAUUACCUUUUCGAUGACUGCAGUGAGGCUUUGCUGAAGAUAAAGCAAGCUUUUCGUUCUACUGCAGUUGAUUUACCUCCAGAAGAAUCAACUGCACCAUAUCACUCCAUUACAUUGCCAGAGACUUUUGAUCUUGAUGAUUUUGAGCUGCCAGACAAUGAUAUUUUUCAAGGUAACUACGUUGACCAUCAUGUCAGUACAAGGGAACAGAUUACACUACAGGACACAAUGGAUGGCGUUGUUUACUCCACAUCGCAGUUUGGUUUGGAUGAGCGUUUUGGUGAUGGUGACACUUCUCAAGUUGGUUUGGACCUUGAAGAGGACCUCUUCCUAGAUAAGGUUGCAGCAACAGUGCAUGGUGAAAUUUCUGAAAAUGAUGCACAGACACCUGUUGAACCAAUACCAAUGGAUACAAGUCAUGAAGGGAUGACUGGAUCUUCAGAAGACAUGCCAUUGAAUGGUACUAGAAAAAAGACUGAAGGUUUUGCUGCAAAUUUGGAAGGCGUUGACUAUGCUCAGGCUCCAUCUACCCCUGGAUUAAUGGAAGAGCCAAAUGUGUCCAGUGUCAAGGAAGGUCUGGUCAGUGAUGAUCAUUUAGAGCCAGAAGAUCAGAAUUUAGGAGAAUUUGUACAAAUAGAGGGCUUUGAAAAUGCUUCCAGUAAGUCAGACCUUCAUAACAGGGAUGAUGCAAUGGAUUCUGCUUUAGGUGCUCAUUUAAAUCAUUAUUCUAUUGUGUGUGCACCUGCUGAGGGUAGCAGCCGCCUAUAUGUUGAAUUGGAGGUCAAUCAAACAAGGGUGGAGGGAGAUUUACUUUCUACUUCAGUGACUACAGAACAUGAUCCAGCAGAUGGGACUGUUGGCGUACUGGAUGGUUUGGACAAGGUAGAAGAUGCAAAUAAAGUUGUUUCUUGCAAUAAUGAAGAGUAUGUCCCCUCUAUAGAUCAAAUUAAUGGAGAGUAUGACGAAUCCUUAGGAGUUAGGUUGCAAGAAACUGAUGAUGUUGAAAUCAUAAAAAACAUGCAAGAAACACACUCAAAUGGCAAACAUAUUGUGUCAAAUGCUAUCCACUCACUGGAAUUGCCUAGUGCUCUGAAAUCUGUUAAUGUCGAUGGUCAGGGUUGUCAGGGACUGGAGGAUCCUGAAGUAUUGAAUGACAAUUUUAAUAAUGAACAGAUGGCAACUGCUUGCACAAGUGUGCUCCAGACAUGCAAUUCCCAUUUAAGCAAGCCUGAUAGUUCAUAUCAUGAUGUUGGUAAUUCUGUGGUUGCUUCUGACUUGCAAUCAGCAGAUAUUGUACCAUUGUCAUCAGAGUCACUUCAAAGGAAAGAAGGAUUCCAUGCUUCUGGAAAUUCCACUAAGGUGCAAGGUCAAGAGUGCCACAUGACUGGUGUUGUACAAUCAGAGGAAAAUCGGACAUCUGAACCUGCUUUAAGUGGAGAAAUUCAGGCAGAUGGAGGAAAACGAGAGGAUCAACUGGACAAAGCAAUCUCUAAUGAUAACCAGUGUGAAGAUUUGAAUAGUUCCAUGAUUUCUGACUUGCCAGCACCUGAGAAGUUGCUUUUUGCACCCCAGAGGCUUCUGGAUAGGCAACCUGAUUUACUAGUUGAGACACCUGAUAAACAAGUCCAAGAGGGUGAUGAAAGUGGUGCAGGGACAAAAAUUUUUGGGAAAAAGCGGAGUUUUGCUGAAAGUUCUUUAACUGUGCAAAGUAUAAAUUCUGUUGAAUCACUUGGCAUGACCAAAUCAAAGAGAACUGUAAAUUCUAUUCCUGAUGAUGAUGACUUGCUAUCUUCUAUAUUAGUCGGAAGAAGAUCUUCAGUUUUGAAAAUGAAGCCAACUCCACCCAUGCCUGAAGUACCAUCUAUGAAGCGUGCCCGGUUUUCAUCUCGACCUACCACAUUGAAGAGGAAGGGGCUAAUGGAUGAUUCAAUGGUUUUGCAUGGCGAUACUAUACGCCAACAGUUGACUAACACUGAGGACAUUCGUCGCAUGCGUAAAAAGGCGCCCUGUACACGCACAGAAAUUUUGAUGAUUCAGAGGCAAUUCUGGGAAGAGGAACUCUUUAGUGAACCAGUAUUAACUGGCAUGUUAGCGGAACUGUCACAUUUGCACACUGAAGCAUUUGAUUUGAGCAGAACAAGGGUUUCUGAAAAUGAUGAUAAUAAUAACGCUCCUGUGGAAGCAUUGAAUGAUGAAGAUUCUGCCAAGCAAUAUGUUACCCAACAUAGUGAAAUUGAAGGGUCCACAGAACCUGGUAGUUGCAGAAAUGGCUUGGAUAGACAAUCCUAUGAGACUCUCAUUCAGAAUGAUAAUCGCCAGGAUGAAGACCACUUCAGCUCAUAUGAUAUUAGUAAUCAAGAACACAUGAAUGGAAUCACUGAUUUAGCUGAUUAUAGAUCUUUAGAACAUGAACAUUUGGGAAAAACAAGUGAAAUAGAAAUUGAUAAAGUAGAUGCUGAAGUUGCUGAUAUCACAAAUCAUUCUGCUCAGGGUUUGGUGACAUCCCAAAGAGAGCCAGUGUCUGGAGAUAUUUUUGAAAUGCCAAUUGGUACUGUUGAUCAGUCUGAUAUCAUGGACAAAAUGAUUGGUGCAAAUGAUUUUAUACAGAUGGAUGCUUCAAACCGUGAUAAGAUUGAUACACAACUGGUUGAGGAAGUUGCUUCUUUAAGGGACAUAAGCAAUGGCAUGGGGCUUGAUAAUAUUGAAUUUGUAGACCAUUCUGCUGAGCAAAUUAUUGCAACUGGAACUGAAUCGAGGACGGAAGGAAUGCCGUUGGAGGAUAGCAAAGCUGGUGCACCAAUUGAAGUUGGGGAUUUUCAUCCAGAAGGUUCUGCACCUAUUGAUGAUAACUUUAGUUCUGUAAACGUUGACCAAGCUUUGGAUGAGAUUGGAAAUGAUAGGCAUAGGAUUCAUUGUGAGGUUGGAGGUUUGGGUGUGAGCUCAGGGUGCAUUGACCAAAUAUCUAAUCAUUUGUGUAAUGAAGAAUCUAAAAUGGAUUCUACAUAUCUGGUAGGACUUGAUGGGGAUUUCAAAAGCACCUCCAUGAAUGGAGAUUAUACAGUAUGCGAACAAGCUGAUCAUCAGAGCACCAUGGAUAUGCAAAAUACACUGCUUGACCAUGUUACUAUCAGGGAUUGUGGUGAUUUUCAAGAUGAUGCAUUUGCAAAUGAUACAGAGUUCUUGAAUGUAGAUGAUGAUGAAAUAGGUGAAGAUUAUGAGGAAGGCAUGCCAAAUGCUGAAGAUACUCGGCUUCUUGACAAUAGUGGGUGGUCUUCUCGCACCAGGGCUGUUGCCAAGUACCUUCAAACUCUAUUUGAUAAGGAAGCAAGACAUGGAAGAAAGGUCCUGCUAAUGGACAGCCUACUAGUUGGUAAAACUCGCAAGGAGGCAUCAAGAAUGUUCUUUGAAACAUUGGUUCUUAAAACGAGGGAUUAUGUCCAUGUUGAACAGGCGAAACCUUUUGAUAAUAUCAAUAUAAAGCCGCGAGCAAAGCUAAUGAAAUCGGACUUCUGACCUCGUGUAGGAAAGGCAGACGCAUUUGAUAAAGGGCCACAUAGUCCUAGCUUGGAUGAUGGUUGGGCAUAUCAGCUUCUUUUUUUGUCAUUAGAUUUUUUCCCCCUUCAAAUUGCUUUUUUUUUUAAAUUUUAUUUUGUUUAUGUAACUGUAGAAGAGUAGUGGGGUAAGGCUGCACGUCACCAUUUUGAUUAUAUAACAAAAUUGAUGUAAUGUAGAUCAUAUGUGAAAAUGUGUAAAAUAUUACCAUAUUGCAAGUAUAGAUGCUAAUUGAAAUUGGUUGCCUGUAUAA